This is a messenger RNA of Fragaria vesca subsp. vesca, 1330 nucleotides long. RefSeq lists its product as uncharacterized. The record is from RefSeq and is a predicted model, not a curated record. The coding region runs from base 113 to 874 and encodes 253 amino acids. Lineage: Eukaryota; Viridiplantae; Streptophyta; Magnoliopsida; Rosales; Rosaceae. The transcript has 6 exons.
CAUAGCGUAAGCGUAGCUUCAGGGCCGUGGGGCUUUCACCUCUGCUACUUCCUCCUUCUCGCUCUCUCUGAGCCUCUCCUCAAUUCUCAGAAGAGAAACAAAAAAAAAAAAAAUGAAUAGCGCCAUGAAAACGGCUCUCUUAAAUUCAAAGCUGAACUACUCCGUUUAUGUGAGGAGUGUCCUCUUUCACUCAACCACCGUUUUGGAUCGUAAAAGACGCAACAACUACUGGGAAUCACCCAGAAACGACAACUAUUCAAAAAGGUCCAGAAGGAUACAUGGAAAGCAAACAUUAUUGCGCAAUGUCAAUGAUUAUGCAAACUUCCUAUUUCAGAAAUGGCAAAAUCCCUAUGAUUUGAAUGAGCCAUCUUCUAGUAGAGGCACUUCAUGGUUUAAAAAGCAAUACUCAGCCAAGGGCCCCAAAAAGAAAUGGGGAGGCAAUCAAGGGGCCUCCAGCUGGGGCAGAAGAGGUUUCGACUUUUGUGAAGAUUAUGUAGAUUUAGAGACCAUUUUCCAGUCCAGGUUUGGUGGGAGUGGAUUCGUUUACUGGUCAUUCGUCAAUGAAGACGAUUCACAGCAGAGGAGCUCUUCAUAUUACUCUAAUCACUCUGGAAAAUCUUGGAGUUGGAGACAUCGUAAUGAAGAACGAUAUGAAUCUGAUUCUGACAAUUCCGAGUCAGAGGAGAGGUUGGCCCUUGGAUUGAGUGCUGCAGGCCCUCUGAAACUUGAAGAUGUCAAAAAUGCAUAUCGAACCUGUGCACUGAAAUGGCAUCCUGAUCGUCACCAGGGCUCUUCCAAGGCUGCUGCAGAGGAAAAGUUCAAGCAUUGCAGCACAGCUUAUCAAUCUUUAUGUGAUAAAUUGGCUAUGAACUGAGGAUUCUCCAACUCUGCUAGUUUUGUUAAACUGCAUAUGCUCUUAGUCAGGUAGAUAUAACUUAUCAUCACAUUUUAAUGAUGCUGUGGUAGUUCUUUUAGGCUUAAACCCCAGAUGCCCGGAUGACCUGAGGAGGUUGGUAGAUUUACCUUUAGGGUCCCCCAUAGGGAGAGUAACUGAAAUUCAUAGUGGAAUUUUUUAAUGAAAGAGCCAGAAAAGAGGGAUGUUUGUAUGGUGAAAGGGCAGCGGGUGCAAUAAUCCUCCUAUGGUGGCGCCGUGGCGGUACCAGGCGACCUUUCAUUGCUGGAAGUAAGAAGGCAUACUAUUUUAUUUUCUUGUUGUAACUAUUAUUGUACUUUUUCUUAUUUUUGACAGGGUAAUAAAGAUUUGUUUUUGAGAAAUUAACAAGAUAAUAUAUUUACCAAAUAAAGAGAGGUAGCAGUAUGGAAUUGGUGA